UUCACAGACAUGUACUGCACAUAUGUUGUGUCCGAAUACCGAUUACGGCUCGCAUUCGCCAUAUAUUCCAUGCAAUUAUCUACCGAUUGAAUUCUUGGAGUGCGAAGAGCCGUACGAUCACAAGGGAAACGAAACGGCCAGACGUGAUAUGGGAUACGGAUGUAGUAAAUUUGGGGGUCAGAAGUACGAAGACAUGCAGUUUACUAAACGAAACUGUACUGUUUUGGAUGGCAUUCAAUGUUUGGGCGAUAAAAGCUUCUGGAAAGACGGCUUUCCUUGUGUUAAAUAUUCGGGUCAUUAUUUUGUGACAACAUUACUGUAUUCACUAUUACUGGGGUUUCUAGGGAUGGAUCGGUUCUGUUUGGGACACACGGGCACAGCUGUGGGCAAACUGUUAACAUUGGGAGGGGUAGGCAUUUGGUGGAUCGUCGACAUUGUACUCCUCGUCACCGGACAUCUCAUGCCCGAAGACGGCAGCAAUUGGAUGACUACUGCCUGAAAUGCUUUGUAUCACUAACUGUGUAUUUCUAACUAAUCCCGAGGGCUUUAUAUUGAAUAC
Medioppia subpectinata is the source of this 559-nucleotide messenger RNA. Lineage: Eukaryota; Metazoa; Arthropoda; Arachnida; Sarcoptiformes; Oppiidae. The record is from the annotation of a GenBank genome assembly.